AUGGAGGGGCACGCGUUCCGGGCCCGGCCGUGCUGGCCGCCCGCGGCCGCCUUUGCCGCAGCAGCGGCCAGCAGCAGCAGUAGCAGCAGCAGCAAGACGCCCGCGGAGCAGGGGCCGAGCGGCGGCACGGCAGCCGGCGAGGGGCCCCCGCCGGUGCGGCGGAUCAUCCUCCUGCGCCACGCGGACAGCGAAGCCAGCUCCUCGACCCGCGACCACGAGCGGCCGAUCAGCUUGGACGGGCGGCGGGAGGCCAGGAGCAUCGCGCGACGCCUGCGGGAGCUGGGGUGGGCGCCCGACCUCAUUAUCGCCAGCAACUCGCGGCGCACCAAGAUGACGCUCGACGUAAUGGCGGAGGCGGACGACCGGCUGGCAGAGGUCGACGCACACUAUCUAGGGAGCUUGUACACCGUGGCCGCCUUGGACGGCCAGACGCGCUCCCACCUAGAGGAGUGCAUCCGCGGCGUUGCCUGCGACACCGCAAACUUUUGCGUCAUGUGUGUCGGGCACAACAAGGGCUGGGAGGAGGCCGCCAGCAGCUUUGCCAAGCAGGCUGUGCGACUGCACACCGCGAGCGCGGCGUUGUUUGAGGCGGUCGGGCGCACGUGGUCGGACGCGACCCACCCGGAGGUCGAGUGGCGGCUGGUGCAGGUGGUGACGCCGUGA
Messenger RNA from Monoraphidium neglectum, 663 nucleotides. RefSeq lists its product as hypothetical. Lineage: Eukaryota; Viridiplantae; Chlorophyta; Chlorophyceae; Sphaeropleales; Selenastraceae. Bases 1 to 663 code for a protein of 220 amino acids. The transcript has 4 exons. The record is from RefSeq and is a predicted model, not a curated record.